This is a messenger RNA of Cynara cardunculus var. scolymus (artichoke), 1718 nucleotides long. Its product is annotated as protein GPR107. The record is from RefSeq and is a predicted model, not a curated record. Gene Ontology annotation, cellular component: Golgi apparatus; membrane. Lineage: Eukaryota; Viridiplantae; Streptophyta; Magnoliopsida; Asterales; Asteraceae. Gene Ontology annotation, biological process: transport. Bases 57 to 1364 code for a protein of 435 amino acids. The transcript has 2 exons.
AUCGAUAGCUUUCCUCCAAAGGAACCAGAACCAGAUCUGAUUCAGAUCUCCGACCAAUGGCCGCCGCCGUUUCUUCCUUCUUCGGCAUCCUCCUCCUCGCCUUCAUCUCCGUCUCCUUCGCUGAAAUUCGUUUCUCUGAGAUCCGAUCGGACCCCCGACCAAUCAUCCCCUUCGAUGAAUUUGGUUUCACUCACAAUGGUAGACUCGAGCUCAACGUCUCCAAGCUCUCUUUCUCAUCACCAGACCCUGAUCUCUCCAAAUUAGGUUUUUUCCUCUGCACGCGUGAUUCAUGGCUUCAGGUUCUUCAACAGAUCGAAGACGCCGAGAUCGCAUGUGCACUUCAAUCUCACAUCAUCCAAGAAGUUUACAACUUGAAUUCUCUCGCCAAGUCUGCCACUGCUUUCAAUCACUUUUAUCUCCAAUCGGAUGCCGAUCAAUACACUCUUGUUUUUGCCAACUGUCUCCCUCAGCUCAAGGUCUCAAUGGAUGUCCGAUCUGCUAUGUACAAUCUCGACGGCAAGUCCAAGACUCGCGAUUACCUCUCUGCUGGAAUAACCAUCCUCCCAAGGGUUUAUUUCUUGUUCUCUCUCAUUUACUUCAUUUUAGCAGCAGCUUGGGUUUACUUUUUGUACAAAAAGCGGUUGACUGUGUUUGGAAUCCAUUUCUUUAUGCUUGCCGUCGUGAUCCUGAAAGCAUUGAAUUUGUUAUGCGAAGCUGAGGAUAAGUCGUAUAUUAAGCGUACUGGUAGCGCUCAUGGCUGGGAUGUUCUGUUUUAUAUUUUCAGCUUCUUGAAAGGAAUUACGUUGUUCACAUUGAUUGUAUUGAUCGGGACUGGAUGGUCCUUCUUGAAACCAUAUCUUCAAGAUAAAGAAAAGAAGGUUUUGAUGAUUGUGAUCCCACUUCAGGUAGUUGCUAACAUUGCUCAAGUUGUUAUAGAUGAAUCAGGGCCAUAUGGGGAAGAUUGGGUGACUUGGAAGCAGAUUCUUUUGUUGGUCGAUGUGGUCUGCUGUUGUGCUGUUCUAUUCCCCAUUGUAUGGUCAAUCAAGAAUUUGAGAGAGGCAGCUAGAACAGAUGGGAAAGCAGCUGUUAAUUUGAUGAAACUGACUCUCUUUAGACAGUAUUAUGUUGUGGUUAUAUGCUACAUUUACUUCACCAGGGUUGUGGUUUAUGCAUUGGAGACCAUCACUUCUUAUAAGUAUCUGUGGACUAGUGUGGUGGCUGCUGAACUUGCAACUCUUGCUUUCUAUGUGUUUACUGGAUACAAUUUCAAGCCAGAGCCUCACAACCCUUACUUUGCUGUUGAUGAUGAUGAGGAGGAAGCUGCAUCUGAGCAAUUGAAACUUGAAGAUGAAUUUGAACUGUGAGAUCUACUUCAAAAGAGUUGAUAGCUUCAUUCCAGGUCUGUUUGAGAUGUACAGAAUUGCGAGAUCUCCUGAGAAGUGUGGUCUUUCCUACUUUCUGUUUGGAUUUAGAGAUGCGGUUUCAGCAAAACGACCAAUUGAGGUGAAAUCGUAUGGUGUAAAAAGGUUUCCUUCCGAGAGAGAACAAUAAAUCCAAGAUAAGAGGAAGAGGAAUUAUUGUUACAAAUUAUAGAUGUUCUUUGGCUAUAUUCAUGCUUCAAAUUGCUGAUUACAAAUUGGUUGGUGCAGAAUCAUAUGACAUUGCUGUUUGUCUUGUAUACAGGCCGAGUUUAAUCUUAAGUAUUAAGAGUUUUUUAA